Messenger RNA from Penicillium brevicompactum, 3957 nucleotides. Its product is annotated as EF hand domain protein. NCBI's taxonomy places the organism in Eukaryota, Fungi, Ascomycota, Eurotiomycetes, Eurotiales, Aspergillaceae. The transcript is spliced from 6 exons. Gene Ontology annotation, cellular component: cytoplasm; plasma membrane. Gene Ontology annotation, biological process: endocytosis; endosomal transport. Gene Ontology annotation, molecular function: calcium ion binding; protein binding. The record is from RefSeq and is a predicted model, not a curated record. The coding region runs from base 1 to 3957 and encodes 1318 amino acids.
AUGGCUGAUACCACAUGGCAGGAGAGCUUCAGCGCACUUCAGGAGAAGACCCGCAGGCCUCCGUCAUUACCCCCUCCCCUUCCAACACCCGCUUUCACCACGCGCAACCAGACAGAGCUGACGGAUUAUGCUUUCUUAGCACAACGACACCCGAAUCUUAACCUCUCGCCGGAGGAAAAGCGCGUGUUCUACCAGCUCUUCCAGGCUGCUGACACUACCAACCUCGGCGUCAUCACUGGCGAAAUCGCCGUCCCAUUCUUCGAGAAGACUCACCUUUCUCCCGACACACUUGGCCUGAUAUGGCAAAUUGCGGAUAAAGAGAACAGGGGUCUCCUGACCCCGUCUGGCUUCGGUAUUGUCCUGCGCUUGAUUGGACAUGCUCAAGCUGGUCGCGCGCCUUCUGACGAAUUGGCUCUGCAGAGUGGUCCUAUUCCUCGUUUCGACGGUAUCGUGGUUGAUGCUUCCGCGGGCAUUCCAGAGUCAGGAACCGCAAGCCCUCCACCUGGAGCUGGAGGACCUAUCAGAGUUCCUCCACUUCAACCAGAUGACGCUAGUAAAUUUGUCCAGCUGUUUAUGAAGUCAGAUGUUCAUGAUGGACUUAUUAAGGGUGAAAGUGCGAAGCAGAUCUUUGAAGGCGCCGGACUUCCGAACGAGGUUUUGGGUCGCAUCUGGUCCUUAUCGGACACCAAGCAACGAGGCGCCUUGGAUGCCACGGAAUUCACAAUUGCUAUGCAUCUCUUGACGUCUUACAAGUAUGGCACAUUGCGCGGGAUCCCCGCGACACUUCCACCGGGUCUGUAUGAUGCCGCAGCUCGACGAGGAUCUGGAGCUGGAGCUGGAGCUGCGCGUGGAUCCUUUGGAGCACGACCCGAUGUCCCUCCUGUCCCUGCUAUUCCUAGGCAAUUCACUGGCCCGCAGCGAACGACGAGCCCGCUUAACCCAGCCAGCCGCCAGGCUUUCGGGGGUUCUCUUUCCGCCCAGGUCACUGGGGGUGAUUGGCUAGUCACUCCACCCGAGAAGGCCCAGUACGAUGCGAUUUUUGAGACUGUCGACACGGCCAAGUUGGGGUUAAUUACUGGAGAUCAAGCUGUUGCCUUUUUCAUGAAGGCCCAGCUUCCGGAAGAGACACUUGCUCAGAUUUGGGACCUUGCCGACAUAGAUGCGGACGGUCAGUUGAGCCGCGAUGAAUUUGCCGUGGCCAUGUACCUCGUCCGAAUGCAGCGUAGUGGAAAGGAUCAGCUCCCACAGGUGGUGCCACCUGCGCUUAUCCCGCCCAGCAUGCGCCGUCAGGCGCCUGCCCCAAUGGCUGCCCCAACUCCUCCCCCGGUGCCAGCUCCACCAGUCAGAACUGCUGCUGAUGAUCUGUUUGGCCUGGAUUCUCCUGUUCAGCCUCCCGUCCAGCCAUUUGCUCAACCACAGAUGCCUCAGUCCACAGGAGGCUCUAACAGUGCAUUCCAAACCCCGGCUUCACCGUCCAGAGCAUCCCCUCAGACUGCAUCCAACACUUUCAAGCCAUUUAUCCCCAGCUCUGCGUUUGGUCAGACCUUGCAGCCCCAGUCAACUGGUGCAUCUGCUGGAAACUCUUUCGGUGCACGCUCACCCCCGCCUCCUUCGGAUGAUCUUCUUGGUGACAAUGACCCUGAAGAGUCAAACAAAUUGACACAAGAGACCACCGAGCUAGCCAAUCUGUCAAACCAAGUUGGUUCUCUGGCAAAAGAAAUGCACAACGUGCAGGAAAAGCGAUCCUCUGCCGAACAAAACCUCACACAAAGCACGCAGCAAAAGCGUGACUUUGAAGCCCGUCUUGCGCAAGCGCGUUCCAUGUAUGAGCAGGAAGUCACUAACUUCAAGGCACUUGAGGAGCGCCUCAAAUCAUCCAGAGCGGAAACGACCAAGCUGUCGCAACAGUAUGCUUUACUCGAUGGUAGUCGCCAGGAUCUGCACAAUCAAUACACCCAGGUCUCAACCGCCUUGGCCGCCGAUGAGCAAGAAAACUUGAGCCUGAAGGAGAAGAUUCGACAGGCAAAUGCCGAGGUCGCCCAACUCAAGCCAGCCUUGGAGAAGGCUCGCUCUGGCGCGCGCCAGCAGAAGGGUCUGGUUGCCAUCAACAAGAAGCAGUUGGCUACUGUUGAAGGCGAGCGUGACAAGAUUCAAGGUGAAAUCGAUGGCUUUGCAGCCGAGACCCCACAAUACUCUCAGGAGUCCUCGACCCCUGCCAACGUGUCCGAAGUUGCCAGCCCUGCAGCUUCAUCUGCCAGCCAAAACACCAACCCAUUCUUCCGUCGGACUGGCAGUGCAAGUGAACAGGCGCGAUCACCAGAUGUCCAAAGUGACCAACAGAAGGCAUUUGACAGCCUUUUCGGUCAAUCUUUCGCGGGUUCUGCUGCGGGACCACCGCCCACCUCAUUCCGCCCCGAGUCGCCUCAGGUUGCAGUCAGCUCUCCUCCUACUUCUUCUGCACCGACCCCAUCCGUGUCCCCGCCACCUGGAUCUUUGCCCGGCGCGUUUCCUACGGGCCCGUUAGCCGAACCCCCCGCUCCUAGUGUGUCUCGUCAAUUAACCCCCAACUUCCUCCCAUUCAACGACAAUCAAUCGGUGACCUCGUCGACUAUGGUUUCACCUCCUGGUAGUCGCUUCGGCGGUACUGAAACUUCUGGAUUCGGUACCCCGUCUCAGGGUCCUUCCAGUGAUAACGGUGCGCCCUCUCUCGCAGAGUCCAGCGACUACAGCCGUGCGCCUACCUCGACCGUUGAAGGUACCCCCGCCCGGUCUCCCUUCGAGGAAGAGGGAUUAGACGAGUCGACAAAGUUCCCGGAUGUCCCUGCACCCGCCACCCAGCAGCCUGAAUCCACUACUUCUCCAGUUCAGGGCGGUAAUCAGGAUCUUAGCUUUGACGAGCUGUUUGGAAGCAAGGCGCACAAGCGCUCUGAAUCUCAGCAAGGCAACGACUUUGAGGAAGCAUUCGCCUCUAUGAAGCAACCCUCCGGUGGUGAAAAAUCAGCUGUUGCCGCUCCUGGUGGCUCUGAAUUCCCUCCCAUCCAGGAGCUCCACCACGACGAUGACGACGAUGACAGCUCGGAUGAUGAACGUGUUCUGGGCUUUGACGACAACUUCGCGCCCCCCACACCUGCUGCUACAAAGGGAGCCCAACCGGACUCCAUUGAUGCUGCUCAACUGGCCGCUUUCCCUGUGCCAGGAACCAACUCUAAGCCCCCAUCCCCGGAGGAGCAGCAAAGCCCUCCUGGUUAUGAAGCCCCCAAGGAAGAUAACACUCACCUCCCACCCCAAUUCAAUGGUCUCCUUCCCGAACGUACUGAUCCGACGGUCGCUCCCGAUGCGCCUCAUUCAGUAGAGCACACUACUGGGGCGCCAGUGGUCACCGGCGAGACCCAGCGGGACUCGAUCUCGGAAGCCACUCUUCCCGCUGGAGGAGCUAAGGUGGGAGGGCCCGAUUUCGAGGCAGCUUUCGCGGGAAUGAACCUUGCACCCGCUGCCGAAGCGGAUGAUGACGAUGACGAGCCUGAGAGCCAUGGUGUUAAAAACACCAAUGACUUUGACUUCUCUUUCGACGCCCCGUCCCAGAAGCAGCAGCCUCUCUCGGCCACGAACACCGGCCAAGGCAGCUCGUCUGAGUUCUUUUCCUUCGACAACAACGUCCACGCGGCUCCCGCUCAGCCGUUUGGUGCUCCCACCGAGGGAGGGGCAAAGCCAGCUGCCCACGAGUGGGAUGCCCUAUUCGCGCCCCUUGACAACGCCCAGCCCACCACCGGCGAGGACUCGCUCGAAGACAAGUCUAAGCAGCCUGGAUGGGCCCUGAACACCGAAAGUGGCGAGGACGACCAGAUCCUGCAACGGUUGACCGGCAUGGGUUUCAGCCGCAACGACUCCUUGGACGCUUUGGAGAAGUUUGACUACAACCUCGACAAGGCCGUGGACCACCUGACUUCCAAGUCUUGA